Molecule: messenger RNA, 198 nt
Organism: Racocetra persica
Lineage: Eukaryota; Fungi; Glomeromycota; Glomeromycetes; Diversisporales; Gigasporaceae
Source: the annotation of a GenBank genome assembly
GCCAAUAUAUGUUAACACCAAUAUUGGAAGUUAAAAAGAAGGAGAUUGUUGAAACGAUUAAAUCUAAGCUAACUCAACAUAACAGGAAGAGAAAACGUGUUAGCAAAGAGGAAAAAGAAGAAAAAGAGGAAGUGAAUAGUGUCAAUUCGGAAUUGAAUGAAGUCAAUUCGGAAGUGAAUGGAGUUUCAUCAGCUUCGA